This is a messenger RNA of Carassius gibelio (silver crucian carp), 2434 nucleotides long. RefSeq lists its product as uncharacterized. Bases 785 to 1117 code for a protein of 110 amino acids. The record is from RefSeq and is a predicted model, not a curated record. The transcript is spliced from 3 exons. Lineage: Eukaryota; Metazoa; Chordata; Actinopteri; Cypriniformes; Cyprinidae.
CGGCUGCCUGUAGGAGGACUCACUAAGGGCAGCAAACACACGGUGGUUAAAUCAGAAACCAAAUUCAAAUCUCUGAAACAGCUUCAACAGAACCAGUGGAGGUACAUUCUGUGGCACAUGCACAUGUUGUGGAGUAACACUGGCAACUGACGUACAUCUGAAGGCUCCAGGUACAGCUGAGGAUUUAUGUGCCAUCCAUUCAGAGCAGCAGAUUGUGUUGCUGAAACGAGGGUUAUGUGAUGCCCACAGAGAUGUCUGGACUGACCCCUCAUCAGAGCUGAAAUGCCCUCAUUCCAUCACAUCUGUGAGAGUCAAGGCAGAAGAGACUAAAAUAGAGUCGGAGUCUCCAGAGGGACCGAUGCUGAGAGGAAUCCACCCAGUAUAAACACAACCCACGAUCUCUGCAAUCCUCACAGCAACGCUUUGUUCUUAGACCCCAAAGGCAAGGGCUUUUAUGAGAUGAGCGGUGUAGUUUGGGAUUAAAGCAAUAACUGUGUGCAUCAAGGAUCUUCAAAUUGUCUAUCUGUUAUCUAUUUCAAUUGGCUUGUGUGAUAUUUCUCAGGAUGGGACUUGUUAUGACACAAGAACAUUUAACAGGCCUAAACUGAAUUGAAACUCUCAAACGGUGUUGAAAUUAGAUCAAAUGGACAAUUUCUUGAUCUCCAGAUAGAAAUCCAUGCUAAUUACUGGUUUAAUCAGAUCUACGGCGGCUUUACUUCUCAGAUCACAUUGGAUUUGAUCUCUAUAGGAACCCCAAAGGGAUUUGAAGAACUCACACUCAACCAUGAAGGAGGAAAUCCUGCAGUUUUUCAACGAUAUAUGGAACCUCGUUUCAGCCAAGCAAAACGAGAGCAUCUACAACACUGUGUGCCUGGUGGUGCUUCUGACUCUACCGCUAGUUAUCAUCUUCACUUCUCUGCUGAUUUGCUGUCAUUGUUGCUGCUGUCGUAAUGCCGACAGAUCCCCGUGUUGUUGUUGUAAAGGUGAAACCUCAGUCCCUGAUGUGAAAUCCGAAAAGAGGAAAAAGAAAAAUGGCAACCAGAAUGAAGAAGACUUGUGGAUAUCUGUCAAAACAGAUCCCAUUAGUAAUGAAAGACUUGCACUGACUAUGGUUUAAAAGGGAAUGAUCGAUGAACAUAAACAAUUGUAUAUUUAUUUAUCUUCAUGGUACAUGUAAAGGUACAAAUGUGUUACAGAAGUGUUUACUAAAAUGUACCUGAAUGUAAAAAAAAUUCUAAAAAGAAUUUCAAAAUAAUUUUUGUAUAGAAGCAAAGUUUAGGAGUGAAUGAGUAUGCAAGAAGAUGCUGUAUGAUGUGUGUGUGGUCCUGAAAAGCUUUACAAUAAUAGAAAUUCUUAUCUUUAAAUGUUUUAAAUGCCGAAGAGCAUUCUGUCCAAAUGGCCACUUAGUUUGCAUUUACACUCCGAUCUUGAUACCCAAUGUCUAAUUGUUGACUAAAUCAAUUUAUUUCUUUUUUUUUUUUUUUUUUUUUUUUUUUUUUUGAUGACCCAUAUCUGGUAUAUAGAGAGAUUUGGCAUGAAACUCUGAUGAUGCAAUCCAAUAGGUCUAACUCAGUCUGACAUAGUGACAUCAUCACAUGGCAGAGAUCUGCUACAAGGUGAUUAAUGUAUGCGAUGGGGUUAUUUCAUGUAUGUUAUAUUUGCAGCAACAAUUUUUCUUAUAUGAUCACGGCAGCAUGUUGUGGAUGUAUUGGCAGUAUCAAGUCUAGGUACUUGCUCUGCCGCAGCAGCAGCAGUGUAGCAGAUCCAUUCUCCCAAGACCAAAUACAUUAAAAUGGUUAUGUACAUUACCAUGCCAAAUCCCUCCAAGAGUUGUCAUGACAGAACUGCAUUUACAUUAUACACUUAGAGCAUUAACUUAAAAUAGACACACUGACCUGCAAAAACUAUGGCAUGAUUUGCAAUGGAGGCAGAUUAAAUGAUAAAGCAAGCUUUUGCUUGACAUAAAACCUCAGCAUGACUCCACUGGCUUGAGCCGUCUUCCACCAUUUAAUUGAUCUGAUCUAUCCAUUUACUUAGCAGACACAAAUAAACGUAUCCGAUUCAUAUCAGAUCAGAAUUGUGUCACUUGAACUAUGUAGUGUAAAUUUGGCCUAGGAACAGCAGAGGAACUUUUCAGUGUUAGCAGUACUCUGCUUAUCUUUAUCUGUGCGGUCUAGACAGUAUUAGUGGUGGGGAUUUUUCAGUGACAACAAUCUUUAUGAGUGAAUCUUUGAUUUAUUAAUUCAGCUGAUUUGUUCAGCUACAAAGACUAAUUCAGGAGUGAAAUUAGUUACCAUCAAUAUGAGUGAGUCAUUGAAUCAUUUACGUAACCGAUUUAUCCAAAAUUAAUUCUGGAAUGAAACAUACCACUGCUAAGUGACCCAACCGUUGAUUCUGUUUUGACUACAUUUGGAAUUUGUUAGUUGCCAGAGUG